AAAAAGUUGCAAACGACACAAGAUGGAAUUCUGAGCGGCAUGCUGCACAUGAUGGAAGUUUGCAAAGCCCAAGGUUUCGUCUAUGGGAUCAUCCUUGAGAAUGGUAAGUCUGCGACCGGGGCAUCGGAUAAUCUUCGUGGGUGGUGGAAAGAGAAAGUGAGAUUCAGCCGAAAUGCUCCCGCUGUCAUCGAGCAGUACAAGGUAGAUCAUGCAAUUCCUGAUACGAACAGAGGCCUUGGGGCUUUCCCCCCUUGUUCUAAUUUGCACGAACUGCAGGACAUCACAUUGAGAUCUAUCUUGUCUACUCUAAUACAGGGCUGUAACCCAGCUCAGAGGAAGUUCCCCAUCGAGAGGGGUGUAAGACCACCAUGGUGGCCCUCCGGAAACGAGGAAUGGUUGACUGAAUUGGGCUUCCCAAGAGAUCAAGAACCCCCUCCCUACAAGAAGCCUCAUGAUCUGAACAAGAAGUGGAAGCUUAUUGUAUUAACGGCUGUAAUCAAACAUAUGUCACCUAAUUUUGCCAGGAUCCGAAGGCUUGUUAAUAUGUCUAGGCGCUUGCACGAAAAGAUGACUUUCCAACAGAUUGAAACUUGGCAGGCUAUAAUUAAUCAGGAAGAGGCAUUAUACAGGAACCUCCAUCCUUGGAAUUUCUCUCUGAUAUCUUCUUCUGGUGGCAGCGGAUCCCACAUCACCAUCAGUGACGACAGCAGUGACCAUGAUGUUCAAGCGGUUGAAGUUGAGUCAAACAUGGAAGUACAACAGUCGGAGCCCAGAGAUAUGAAUCUGUCUAAUCUUGGGGGAAUAGCGGGAUUAGACAGUGCAAAUGAAAGAAUCACGGCUCAGCCAUCGGUAAGAGAAAUCAGUCACUUAGAUUUUUUCAGGAAGAGGAAGCCCUCGGAUGAUCUGCAAACCGUGGUAGACAGUAACCGUGAGCAUAAACGUCCAUGCCCUUCCGGCAAUUAUUGUAGUGGAUUUCUUGGCAGGACUUCGAGAAACGAUCACCUGGCCUCUAGCGCACAUGGAAUCUAUUCUUCUCAAGGUCUCGGCAUCUCAUCAAAUUUUCAGAUUAAUAAAGAGAGGGCACCACCAGUUUUCUCUAUAUUAUACCCUCAAUCGAGUCAAGCUUCUAUUUCAUCUAAUGCAAAUGGAAUUCAAAUUUCAUGCCAAAACCCAACUGCAACCCCACCACCUAUAGAGGACAUUUCUCGUUUUGAGAAAGAAGAUGAGCAUGUGGAGAACUCGAGAAACCAUCACCUGGCCUCUAGCGCACAUGGAAGCUAUUCUUCUCAAGGUCUCGGCAUUUCAUCAAAUUUUCAGAUUAAUGAAGAGAGGGCACCACCAGCUUUCUCUAUGUUAUACCCUCAAUCGAGUCAAGCUUCUAUUUCAUCUAAUGCAAAUGGAAUUCAAAUUUCCAGCCAAAAUCCAACUGCAACCCCACCACCUAUAGAGCACAUUUCUCGUUUUGAGAAAGAAGAUGAGCAUGUGGAGAACUCGAUUAAUAACUUAGUUUCGUCCUUUGAUCCAAAUGUUCCGCAGGUGAGGAAUCCUAAUAAUCAUGUGUGGUUUGAUGGGGUAAUAGAUGAUCAAAGUCCCAUCCGGAACAAAGUGCAACUUGUUGAAAGUAUGGGGGCUGGUCACAUCUUGGAAGAAACUAGCAAUGCAGUCGACAGUACUCCCAUGAGUCCAAACAUGAAUCUAUCCAUAAAUCAGAACUUAUUUCCAGUGCACGAAAUUCAGUUCGAGCAGAACCUAAUUAUAAGUGAUAUCACUACUGAUACCUUCAGUUUUAACUCUAAUUCCAACAUGGCAUAUAAUGAUUACCAGAUGCAAGAAGAGGGCAUUUCCCUGUGGAAUUUCUGA
This is a messenger RNA of Papaver somniferum (opium poppy), 1860 nucleotides long. Its product is annotated as protein ETHYLENE INSENSITIVE 3-like. Gene Ontology annotation, cellular component: nucleus. Gene Ontology annotation, molecular function: DNA-binding transcription factor activity; DNA binding. NCBI's taxonomy places the organism in Eukaryota, Viridiplantae, Streptophyta, Magnoliopsida, Ranunculales, Papaveraceae. The transcript has a single exon. Bases 40 to 1860 code for a protein of 606 amino acids. The record is from RefSeq and is a predicted model, not a curated record.